GCCCGCGCAGCCGGCUGCGCCCUCUCCAGACGUCUGGACACCGAAGCGGGAGUCGAGAUGCUGCGGGUCGGGCACCCUCUGUGGAGCUGACCAGAAGCCAGAGAGGCUGAGAAGAGCCUGACGGAGGCCGGGCCGAGCACGAAGCCCUUCCCGCCCGUCGGGUUGCUGGGUUCCCGCCGCCGUCCAGUUUCUGGCGGUCAGGAUCACGCCAGUCGCUGGAAGCCCCGAACUCUGUGUCCCCCCCCAAGUCUCAGGCCCCCUACAGGAAUGUUCAAAAAUGAGUAUCAGGGAGGUGCAUUUGUUGAAAUCUUUAGUGCACAGGGCAAAAAUCCUGGAGCUAAAUGGAAGAUCCUUGGCAGUCCAUCUGUGAUUUGGAAAGAAUUUGAUAAAGAAGUUAAAAGUUUUGUGUUUGUUCUGGAAGGCAGCAGCCAAACAAACAGAAUUCAAUUACCAAAGGAGAAUAAACAAAUCCUUGGACUGAUCCAGAGGUUUCUUGUGCUUCAGAUUUAUGUACCCCUGGGACAGGACUUCUCUACGGAAUUGCUAAUUACUGAUUUAGGCAACAUCAAAAGAAGAUUGUAUUUAUCGACAGUCCACAAGGAACUGUCCUCCACUCCUCUUCAUGCAAAAAUCCCACUCUUCAUGAUCAAGCGCAAAAUUUGGUGCAAUCUGUGCAUUGACUUGGUAGCAUUCACCAGUGAAAUAUUCAAGGGAGCAGUCUUCCAGUCAUUGGAUGGAAUUAUUGUCUCAGCCAACUGUAAGCUGCGGAAGAUCUUCACUUUAAAAUCCAAGCCUCAAGACACAGCUGAUAAAGAUGAUUCGUUAAUCCACAGAGGAACAGGUAGCUUGCGGAACAGCAGAAAUCAAGAUACUUGUCAUAUUGCCUUUGGAUCCAGAGUUCUUGGACCACCUCCACUGUCUGGCAGAAGGAAUAACGUGAGGGUAUCCAGUGAGACAGUAAGAUCUGUUGGACCCAAAAGUCACCGAUCAUGCCAGCGGUCCACUGUUGAUAAAUGUGUUACCAAUUCAGAGAAGUCACCCUCGCUGAUACCUGACUGUGUGGAGCAAGGAGAUAAAGAAAAUAUUUGCCAAAUAAGACAUCCUGUGCCUUUUCAUGCCAGUCUACCCAUUAUGCACCCACAUCCCCCUCAAGAACCAUCAGCAGAUAAGAAUAAUAACAGAAGAAGAUUCCGGUUAAAAGGCACCAGCAGAGAAAGGACAGACACACCCAGCGGGAGUUCUUCAGGAAACCACAAGAAUGAAGAAGAUAAAGCAACAACCGUCCUGGCUACUGUGGCCCAGGAAGACACAGAAGUGGUGAACUCCAGCACUCCAGGGCCCCAGUCUUCUGAUCAAGCAGAUGAGUGGAUAUUUCCUGAAUGUGAUGAUCACAUUCCCCACUUGACGUCCAGCAAACAGUCCCCACUUCUGUAUGAUGACUCCUGCAACACAUCACACCUGUGGCUGCAAGCCAGCAAUGAAAGUGAUCAUGACUGUGAGGUAGAGGGAACCCAGAUCAUUCAAGAAGACAUUUUUACCUUCUCAUCAAGACCACGGUCAGCACCUCAUGGAAAGACUCCAGAUAUGUCCCCAGAGGGGGGGGCAUUUAUUUUGGAUCCAAAAGAGGACAACAGUGUGACAAGCAGAGACACCCGAUUGGAGGAUGAUUUUUAUGGCAUGGACAGCAGCGAAGAGGGUUACACCAGUCUCCAGGGUUCUCCAGGCUCCACAACUAGUCCUUCAGGAUUAACCCAGUUAACGUUAGAGAACACGCUGGGCAGCUCUGCAGGGUGGACAAGGAGAGGAUGUCCAGAGGCACUGGGAAGCCAGGAUUCCUUGGUGAAGCAAGAAGAUAGAAAUGACCUGCAAAGGAGUCUGUUGCCCGCACCUUGUCUUUCUCCCCCUAGAAGAAGCUGUGGAUCCUCUCAGAAAACUCUAGACCCCCUUAUCAAAGCAGAGGCUCUACCAGCCCAUCAAGUGCCAACUUCACUAAACAAAACCUCCCUGAAGGAAAUCACAGCCGAAAAGUUGAAACCGAUCCCUGAAGUGUCUGAAUAUGACUGGAGAAAUUAUCAGCCCAGCCAGAUGAGUGAAUCCGAGUUGCAGAUGCUGGCAAGCCUACGGCGGCAACAGAAUGAAGAACUGGAGGAUGCUGGUACUUCCCAUGGCCUGAGUGCAUCCCAGGUUGACAACUGUAAUGUCAGCAUAAGCACCAGCAGUGAUGACACAACCACCUGGAACUCCUGCCUGCCACCCCCUGUCAACCAGGGUCGUCACUAUCAGAAAGAAAUGAAUCCGCCUUCUCCUUCUAACCCCAGAGACUGGUUAAACAUGUUGAGCCCACCAAUAGUUCCUCCCAGUCAACAGUCAGCUGGACAGCAUCUGGAUUCCUCUGGAAGUCUGAGUGCUCAAGGUGAAGAAGACCUGAGUGUGGACGAGGACGAGGAAGUGCUGACGCUGCUGUAUGACCCGUGUCUGAACUGUUACUUUGACCCUCAGACUGGGAAGUACUACGAGCUGGUGUAAUCUACUCUUCUGGGGGAGAAAAUGGGCAUCCCAGUCAGAGCAGGAUUGGCCAUGCACAGUCGCAAGAGGCUGCAUGUUGGGGAUGCUGGGCAGGCCUAUGGAAUCAAAAGGACCUGAGAGAAAUGAAUGCAUUUGGUAAAUAAUGUUCAAUGUUAAGAAUACCUACCUUCCUUUUGUAGAUUUUUGGGAUUUUGAAACUGUGGAGGAAUUCAUACAGACACAAGAUUUUAGAACUUUGAAUUGGUUCUUAUUUGUUCAUUCUCAGCUUACAUUUCAUUUUGUUUAUUUCAUAAAUUUGUAUGUAAAUGAAUUAAGAGUUUUUCAUUCAGAUUUUUACAGUGUUACUUUGUAAAUGAUGGUUUGAUAUAUGGAAAAUGUAUUCUUGUUUAAAAGAU
This is a messenger RNA of Lepus europaeus (European hare), 2921 nucleotides long. RefSeq names its product CFAP20 domain containing (gene CFAP20DC). NCBI's taxonomy places the organism in Eukaryota, Metazoa, Chordata, Mammalia, Lagomorpha, Leporidae. Bases 268 to 2526 code for a protein of 752 amino acids. The transcript is spliced from 16 exons. The record is from RefSeq and is a predicted model, not a curated record.